UUGUGGUCAUUGUCAAAAAGAAAAAGAGAAAUUCACUCCAAAAGAAAUUCAGAGCAUUCUCUUCGUUUAUGGACACUCGUCGUUCGCUGUAUCAAUAUUCAAUGCGACGGUGAUCUUUCUUUCCUCUUUCAAUCGGUUGCUCCAAAUUACUUACAAUAUUCUCAGGAUCCAUACUUGAAAAUAAUGUCUACUUCGGAAAUUUUUGAAGAAUCUGAACUAGAAUGUUACUGUGGACUGCCUGCAAAACUGAGAACAUCUCAGACACCCAAAAAUCCAUUCAGAUUAUUCUACAACUGUCCAAAGGAAAUAUCUCAACAAUGUGGUUUUUUUCAUUGGGCUGAUGAACCCGAACCAUCUGAUGAUAGACACGUUGAGGAACUAAACUUAAUCCGUAAUGUGUGCCUUCAUCUACAAGAUAGAUUAGACGAAAUCGAAGAGGAACAUGAUAAUGAGAAAGCUGAGUGGGAAAGGGACAAAGAAGAGCUAACAUUGCAACUAGUAACGCUGCAAUCUCAGCUUGAUGAUAUUCAGCAUAGAAUAAGGAUGGCAAAUGAAUCUUUUUCAAUGCCUCCCUUGGAUGCACUUUCCAUUAGGGAUGACGAGGGUGACGAUGCAUUAGUUAUAUAUACUUUGUAAAUAAAUAGAUCAUUGUAAAUUAUACUGCUGAGUGAAGUGAGAGAUUAUAUCGAAAUUUAAGCUAUAGGUUUUUGGGGCAUGUUUGAUGUUUGAGCUUCUGUUUAAAAGAGAUAUAUGGUUGUCCAUUCAUUUUCUUCUUAAAUUUAAUAUCUAUCCAAUGUUUAUGAGAGGA
Messenger RNA from Momordica charantia (bitter melon), 808 nucleotides. Its product is annotated as zinc ion-binding protein. The record is from RefSeq and is a predicted model, not a curated record. NCBI's taxonomy places the organism in Eukaryota, Viridiplantae, Streptophyta, Magnoliopsida, Cucurbitales, Cucurbitaceae. Gene Ontology annotation, molecular function: zinc ion binding.